This is a messenger RNA of Rhagoletis pomonella (apple maggot), 3529 nucleotides long. RefSeq lists its product as uncharacterized. The record is from RefSeq and is a predicted model, not a curated record. Bases 2406 to 3491 code for a protein of 361 amino acids. The transcript is spliced from 2 exons. Lineage: Eukaryota; Metazoa; Arthropoda; Insecta; Diptera; Tephritidae.
AUUGUAAAAAACUCUCUGUACCUAAACUUUAUUGACUGACUGUAUAUGCAUUAAAAAUUUAAAUUAUUUGAGUACUAUACAGGAUUUUUAUUAUAUACCUCGGCGUGGUAAAAAAUCUCCAAGUGGUCGACUGUUUACCAAGUAUACUAAUACAAAGUACCGAAAAAGAAAAUUAGAUGAAACGCAAAGUCUUGAAAUAGCUUCUCAAAGAGAAAGAUCCCCGGAACUUCCAGAAAAUAUAACAAAUUUAAAAUCCGAACUUUACUGGCCGCUUGCUGCUUGGGAUACCGUUUGCGAUAGAUGGUCUCGCACAUAUCAGUUGCGUCAAAAGGAUUUGGAGAAAUUCGAUAACUAUGCGUUCUUGGCAGAGUGGCCCCUUCUGAAAGAUGCACGGGCACCAGACUUGAUCAACAUAGAUUUUGAAAUUAAACAUCCGGGCAAACAAAAUAAGCUAAAAGAAAAGUGGGAAUCUUUCAAAGAUGUCUUGACAAGAUAUUACUAUACAAAAUCUAUCAAUCCCCUUUCUAAAGAAUUACUAAAAGAAGCAGAAGAGUCUGGAAAUAUUGGUAGGUAUAUAAAUUCAUAUCUAUGUGCACUUCAGAGUAAAACAAUUCAAAAGUCUAAUUAUUUUUCUUCUUUUUCAUCAGAUCAACAAAAUUAUGUCUUGCUACAGCUAUUAAACUCUGUGAUUCCAUUAAAAGGUUUUGGUGGUAAAUCUUUUUCAAUACUGGAUGCGAACCAAUUCUUUGUCGUUCCAAUAGCUAACAUCAGCAAUAUCUAUGUAAAAAUCGAAGAGUUAGAAGCGAAAUGCUUAAGCCUCAAGACAUCUUUGCAGCCGUUGAUCAUAGCCUAAGGGUUCGACAGUGAGAAACGUUUUUAUGUUUACUUUGACAAAGUGUUUUUAAAGUUUGAAUCAUUUCUUAGCGCUUUUGAUUGUACGUUCAAGCUUUUCCAAAGUCUUAAUUUAAAAUAUCCAGAUCCUUGCGUUUUGGCUUGGACAUUUGUACAAAUAUUUAUUUAUGAUAUAAUUACUCCUAAUGACGCCCGAUCAGCGUCUCUAAGCUUACUUUUGAACUACUUUUCUGAUAAGCUUUAAAUAUAGAAAAUGUUUUUGUGUUUUAAGUGUGACAAUACUUUUGUCACGACAGAUUUGUAUAUAACACAUCUCAAAAACGUUCAUAUUCUUAAUAACGCGGAUGCAAAAACAUGCGUCCAAAACAAGUGUAAUAAGUUAUUCUCUCGGUUUGCUACAUUUAAGCGUCAUCUGGAAAGUCAUGAUAUUAAUAGUUUAAUCCCAAAACGCUCAAAAGUAAAUAACAUUUUGCAAAACGAAAAAAACGUAAACAUUGAUUAGGGGCAUAGACAUAGAAUAUGUGAGACAGUUUAUGCUCCAAACUCUGAAGAAAGUAGCUUUUGCAUAGACAUAAAAGACGCAUUACUUGAAUUUUCAACUACUUUGUAUGCAAAAAAUAGUAUUUCCAGAAAAGACGCAGCUUUUGUAUUGCAAAAGCUAUUAGCAAUUCUUAAAAUUAUUUAUAAUUGUUUAACUAAUAUUAGCAGUGUACAACCUGAACUAAUGUCAUUAUUGAACUGCUUGGAUAGCGCUUUUAAAGACAUUGAAACUGAGUCUAAGUUAGUAAAAAAUUUAGAAAAAAAAUUUCUUUUUAAACAUUCACAUGAAAUUGUGAUAAACAAUGAAAUAACUGAACAAAUCAUUCGAGGAAAUCCCACCUUGCAUGCUAAAGAAAGAAAAGUGUAUGUCAUGCCACUUUUAUUUCAGUUGAGGAGGUUUUUUGAGCUUCCUAAUGUAUUAACUACAAGAAACCGAAGCAAAUACAAUCUCUUUGUUAGAAAACACAAAAAUUUCGAAUGUGAUUAAUGGUGAAACUAUGCAGAAAACUUUAACCAACAAACAAAAUUUCGACAUAAUUAUACCUUUUAAUGUUUACUUCGACGAUUUUCAAAUAAAUAACCCUCUAGGAACCCACCCAUAUUCUAUUUGUGCUUGUUACUACAGUUUUCCAACAAUUCCUCAAUUUCUACAGUCAAAGUUAAAUUUUAUUUUUCCUGCUGGAUUUUUUUCGUCGAAAUUUUUUAAAUCUUAUGGCUACGAAAUUUGUUUAAGAAAUUUAGUUGAACAGUUCAAAAUUCUAGAAGCUGGUAUUGUUAUUAAUUCAAAGAAGGUUUCAUUUGUCUUAGGCUUAGUAGUCGGUGAUAAUCUUGCUGUCAAUUCUGUCUUGGGUUAUGGUACAAUCCUUUAGCUCAAAUAGAUUUUUGUAGAUGUUGUAGGCAGACUAAACAUGAAACCAAGAAAAGUAAAAUAGAAAGGAAAGGAAUAUACGCACUGUCGAUAAUUAUGAUCGAGAUUGUAAAGAAAUUAGUAUUUUGACUGGCAUAAAAUCAAAAUGUAUGUUAAUUCGCUGCAAUCCUUUCAUUUCGUUGAAAAUAUUUCUUUCGACAUAAUGCACGACUUGUUUGAGGGCGUCUGUUCAUACGAUAUAUGCCAAGUUCUGUUGUCCCUAAUCAAAGAAAAGGUAUUAACCCUAGAAACAAUCAAUUCCAAAAAACGACUUUUCCCUUAUGGAGAAAUGGAAUUAUCCAAUAUGUCAGCUAAUAUCACAAUCGGAUGUCUUCAAAAAAAUAAAUUAAAAAUGACGGCCAGUGAAAUGAUUUGCUUCGCCACGUAUUUACCACUAAUGAUUGGUGAUCUCAUUCCACCAGGAAAUAGAUUUUGGGAUCUCGUCAUUGUGCUGUCAAAAACAGUUGAUCUCUUAUUAGUUGAUCAGUUUGAAGAAGAAGACAUACACACUUUGACCACCUUAAUAGAAAGCCAUCAUACAAUAUAUAUUGAUUUGUACGGGGACUUAAAACCUAAGCAUCAUUUUAUGGUGCAUUAUCCAAGAGCUAUUAGACAAUGUGGCCCGUUGAAAUUUAUGUGGGCAAUGCGUUAUGAGGCUAAGCAUAAGGAAAUGAAAAUAUAUACUCACUCUAUUACGUCGCGCCUAAAUAUAGAAAAAACAAUUUCUAUUAAAAGUGCAUAUAAAUUUGCGUCAUGUCUAGUUCAGCAUUCUAAGGGUUUACCCAAACCUUUUGAUCCAGACGAGUUCAAAAUAACGGAUAUAACUAACCAUUAUCUGCAUCGAAUUUUAGCCCAUGUUUUAUAUAACCUUAAUUUAAAAACCGUGUUAUUGGCUCAUACUAUAGUUUAUAAAAAUACGAAAUACAAACAAAAAAACUACUUAGGAAUCUUAGAAAAACAUGUUAUUACCUUUUUUAAAAUAAUUUUUUUCAUACUGUGCGAAAAUGAAGUUUUAGUCAUAUGUAGUAAACUGAGAGAGAGCUCGUUCGAUGAACAUUUUGUAUCUUACGAAUUAAAACAUAUAAAAGAAGAUACAUUGGAGGUGUUUAAUAUAAAUAAAUUCACUUCAAAACCAAUGGAAAUUUUUUACAUUAACAAUGGAAAAUCUUAUCUUAAAUAUAAACCUAUUUAAUUUGUGUUAAUUGUUUAGUAUUUAAUGUUAAAUGCAUA